CCGGAGUCGAUCCCCGCCCGACCUGCGCCCCGUCCCGCGCUCCGUCCUGGUGCGGGCCUGGGCGCUCGGCCCGUCGGUAGCUUCGUCGGUGAGGCGAGCUGCGGUCUCCCGCGUGCGUUUCUUUUCCGGAGGUCGCGUACGCUCCCGGCGGCGUCUGGCCCCGGGGGGCGGGAGCGGCCCGGCAGGCCAAGUCCCGCCCGGUGGCCGCAGGGUGAGCCGGGGCCGGUCCGCAGAGCCACCGAGCGAGGCCAGGCUCCCUUCCACACGGUCUGUUGGUCACGCAGGCUUGGGACGAAGUGCUCGCCUAGCGGCGCGGGCCGCAGCUCGGUGCCGGCCCCGGUGCUCGCCCUGCCCCAACGCGUAGUUUUGUUAAGGAAGGAAGAGGGGGUUGUGGAAUUGAGUGAAUUCUCUCGCCGGGGCUACUGCCGGGGGACCACACCCGAGCCUCCCACCACCCCGUGAGGGACAGGGCCUGUGCUCCGGCCGCCGUGCCCGGGCGGUGUGGGGCUCCCUCCUCCCAGCGCUGUGCGCGCUCUGAGCUGCGCGUUCCACCCCUGCGUUUUAGGACUAGAGCAAUGCUGCUCCAUCAGAUGCCCAGGUGGUCUGCGCGGCUCCUCAGGGCCUCUCCAGGAUGGUGGAGCACAGCAUGCGCUCUUGGAGCCUCCGUAGGACGGAGGUGGCCGGGUCGUCCGAGGGGAGGGCCCGGGCCCUUGGCCUGCAGAAGCUGCUCCUCAGGCGCCCAUCCCCCUGGGGUGAUGCUGACCCGGGAGUGCUACCCUGUUGAGCGGUUGCCCUUCUCCACGGUGUCUGAGGAGGACCUGGCCACUUUUGAACGCAUCAUUCCUGGGAGGGUCGUCACAGACCCAGGGGAACUGGAGGCAUCCAAUGUUGACUGGCUGAAAACCGUCAGAGGCUGCAGCAAGGUAUUACUGCGGCCCCGGACCUCAGAAGAGGUGUCCUGCAUUCUCAGGCACUGCUACGAGAGGAACCUGGCUGUGAACCCACAGGGAGGAAACACGGGCAUGGUUGGGGGCAGUGUCCCAGUCUUUGAUGAAAUCAUCUUGUCCACUGCUCUUAUGAACCAGGUCAUCAGCUUCCAUGACAUGACUGGAAUUUUGGUCUGCCAGGCAGGGUGUGUGCUGGAGAAGCUGAGCCAGUAUGUGCAGGAACGCAACUUCAUUAUGCCACUGGACCUGGGAGCAAAGGGCAGCUGCCACAUUGGGGGAAAUGUGGCAACUAAUGCAGGUGGCAUACGGUUUUUGAGAUACGGCUCGUUGCGUGGGACUGUCCUGGGCCUGGAAGUGGUACUCGCCGAUGGCACCAUCCUAAACUGCCUGACCUCACUGCGCAAGGACAACACAGGCUAUGACCUGAAGCAGCUGUUCAUCGGGUCAGAGGGCACCCUGGGAGUCAUCACAGCAGUGUCCAUCCUUUGUCCACCCAGACCAAAGGCUGUGAAUGUGGCUUUCCUUGGUUGCCCGGGCUUUGCUGAGGUUCUGCAGACCUUCACAACCUGCAAGAGAAUGCUGGGGGAGAUCCUGUCUGCAUUUGAGUUCAUGGAUGCAGAGUGCAUGCAGCUGGUGGGGCAGCACCUCCACCUGGCUAGCCCAGUACAAGAUAGUCCGUUCUACAUCUUAGUUGAGACCUCGGGCUCCAGUGCAGGACACGAUGCUGAGAAACUGAACAGCUUCCUGGAGCAGGCAUUAGGCUCUGGCCUGGUAACUGAUGGCACCAUGGCCACUGACCAGAGGAAAGUCCAGGCACUGUGGGCCCUGCGGGAGAGGAUCACAGAGGCUCUGAGCCAUGACGGCUAUGUGUAUAAGUAUGAUAUCUCUCUCCCUGUGGAGCAUUUCUACGACCUUGUGAUCGACCUACGUGCCCGCCUUGGCCUGCAAGCCAAGCAUGUGGUGGGCUACGGGCAUCUGGGGGAUGGCAACUUGCACCUGAAUGUGACGGCAGAGGCCUUCAGCCGGGCACUGUUAGAGGCCCUGGAGCCCUAUGUGUAUGCCUGGACAGCUGAGCAGCAAGGCAGCAUUAGUGCUGAACAUGGCUUGGGCUUCAAGAAGAGGGAUGUCCUCGGCUACAGCAAGCCUCCUGAGGCUGUGCAGCUCAUGAGGCAGCUCAAGGCCCUGCUGGACCCCAAGGGCAUCCUGAACCCCUACAAGACUCUACCUGCCCAGGCCUGAACACCCCAUUACCUGCCACUAUAGUGCCCCAGGCUGGGCUAGACGCCUUCCAGCAGAUGGUACCAGCAGCAGUCAUAGUGAAUGAGCCCCAACAGAGGGCUGAGAGCUGGCUUUGUGUGUCAAGCAUGCACAGCUCUUGGGUAGGCCUCCUCUGCUGUGCUGCUGCUGUCUGCUCUGCAGACAGGAGUGCCCAGACUUCGUUUCCUCUUGGCUUCCGGCUGGCUGGUCCUAGGCAGGUUGUCUGUGUGGACUGCAACCCACUCCAAAUUGGGUCAGGUCUCCCCCACUAUGUGGUUAUCUUGGGGACCCACCUUCUUUGCCAAGCUGUGAAUUCACCCAGAGUGCCAAAGUUGAGAAGAACUUGACCAUCAGAAUGAGAAGGUCUCAGCUUGGCAGCCAUGGUCUGUCGGAGCAGGACUGUCAUUUGUCCCUGUUCUGGCAGGCCUUUUGGCAGGAUGGGUGGCAGCAGGUAUGGGCUAUGAUUGCCUACUCCGUGUAGCCCUUCUGGAUAUGCUUCAAUGGGGAGGUCCCAGUGCUGCAGUGAGCAACCACCCCUAGCCUGUGAGCCCCACAGGGGUUGCACACCUCCCUGCCCAUGUACAGGAGCUUGACUGGUGGCUCCUGGCAUUCUGAGAGGUUGGACACAUUUCCUUUCAGGCUAUGAAGUUUCAGUAAAAAUGUGAAUAAUCA
Messenger RNA from Perognathus longimembris pacificus (Pacific pocket mouse), 2876 nucleotides. It is a transcript of the gene D2hgdh, whose product is annotated as D-2-hydroxyglutarate dehydrogenase. Gene Ontology annotation, molecular function: catalytic activity; FAD binding. Lineage: Eukaryota; Metazoa; Chordata; Mammalia; Rodentia; Heteromyidae. The transcript has 9 exons. Bases 576 to 2186 code for a protein of 536 amino acids. The record is from RefSeq and is a predicted model, not a curated record. Gene Ontology annotation, cellular component: mitochondrion.